Molecule: messenger RNA, 2088 nt
Organism: Porites evermanni
Lineage: Eukaryota; Metazoa; Cnidaria; Anthozoa; Scleractinia; Poritidae
Source: the annotation of a GenBank genome assembly
AUGGCUUCAAAAUUUGUGCUCCUUCUUUGUCUCGUGGCUUUAAUCACGCCACUCUGGAGUUUCCCAUUGCAAACAAGAAUUGGUAGGUCUAAAAUAAGAUUUUAAGAAACCUUUUACUGGUAUUUCAAUUCUCACUUUUAAGCCUUAAAUCAAGGCAACCACCUUUGAUUGUGGUAAGCGACGAAUAGCCAGUUGUGGUUAACUAAUUAAAUUGCAGUACGUGGUGUAUUCAAAAUAAGUCUUCCGUGGUGACUUGUGACUUUUCUUUUCUCAAAUUAGCUUAAACUUAAUAGUAAAUACUCCGCCACAAGAAAAGAAAAAGAUAUCGAGGCCACUUUAGGCCACUUAGGCAUACCUGCUUUUAGGAAUUUUCAUCUUAAACCUACGAAAAAGGUGCCUGACCUUAGAAAUUUCAAUAGUAAAACUGUCUAAAUCACACUUUCUUUAAUUUUAAGUUAAACGUGACGAGUCUUCUGUAAGCGUGGUGGACAAUGGUCCGGAUGAUAAUGGAAACGGUGAAAGUGAAAGCGUUCUUGAUGGUAAGUUACUUUAAACUAUCCUGACUUUGUCUUUUUCUCUACUAGUUUUGGCAAUCUUUCACACUCGAGUACAGUUAAUGUUAAGUGCACACGGGAGAAGCUACAAUAUCUAUCUUGGCAGUAACUUAUCCACUCUAUCCCCUCGGUAACUUUCGGGUCGCCGAAGCAUUUGAAAUCGAGACGUAGAUGUCGAGUCUACUUCGGAAAUCAAUGUAAUUUGAAUAUGAUCUUUGGACUGAUCUUCGGUCACAUUUGAAUUUGUUUUCUAAUCAACAUAGUAUACAUCUAGAUACUCUCAAAUGUUUUUCGAGAUAAUUCACAGUCCUAACCUCAACUCAAAACGUCGAAAAGACCAGACGACUUCCCAAUACUUUAAAUAGUAAUGGCACUAAAGAUACUAUUUGGGUCAACAUGAAUUAGAAGUGAUAUAUAUUUCAUUCAUUUUUAUUUUGUCAUUAACCAGAAAUACAACAACAUUAUACAGAAAUACAUUAAAGAUAAUAGACAAUAUUCCAACUAAAUUAUUUACAAGAUCAAAUGUGGUAAAGGCAGGGAAGCCUAUAUAGAAGCCGAGGGCUUAUAAACUAUCGGUUUCCUGGAACUAUAGGGUAAACCAUACAAGUUAAGGGUACUGAAUGAAAAUUUGGAUUAAUUAAAAAAAAAGAAAGAAGAGAAAAGAAGACAAAAAGGAAAAAGAAAAGGUGUGUAGCUCAACAAAGAGUCAAUUUAACUAAGAAAGAAGGAAUUUUUUUAAGUCUUUUGCUAAACAAACUGAUACUUUCACUGUUUUGAAUUUCCCGACUUAGUGAGUUGAAAAACGUAGGACCUUGAAACCGAAUUGAGAAUUUUCGAAAAUUAGUUAUUAAUGAUUGAAUGAUUUUUGUGAAAAAAAAAAUCGUUCCAGGGAGUUGUUAAUUAAAGACUUUAAGCUAAGUAAAGACGGAUUGAGUCCUAAAUACAAGUCUUUUUUUCUCUCUCAGGAGAUGAGAAUGGUGAUGAAAGCGGUGAUGAGGAUGACAGUGGCGAUGGCGAUGACGGUGACGAUAAUAGUGGUGAUGAAGAUGGAGAUGAUGAUAGCGGUGAUGAAGAUGGAGAUGAUGAUAGCGGUGAUGGUGAUGACAGCGAUGAUGAUAGCGGUGAUGAAGAUGGAGAUGAUGAUAGCGGUGAUGGUGAUGACAGCGAUGAUGAUAGUGGUGAUGAAGAUGGAGAAGAUGAAAGCGGUGAUGGUGAUGAAAGCGACGAGGAUGACAGCGGUGAUGGUGAAGAUGGUGACGAUGACAGCAGAGAUGACGAUGGUGAUGACAGCGGUGAUGACGACGACGAUGACAGCGGUGAUGAUGAUGACAACGACGAGGAUGACAGCGGUGAUGAUGAUGACAACGACGAGGAUGACAGCGGUGAUGGCGAUGACGGCGACGACGACAGCGGUGAUGAUGAUGGUGAUGACAGCGACGAUGACAGCGGUGAUGACGAAGACGAUGACAGCGGUGAUGACGGUGACGGCGACGACGACAGCGGUGAUGAUGAUGGUGAUGACAGCGACGAUGAC